Talaromyces atroroseus is the source of this 4698-nucleotide messenger RNA. RefSeq lists its product as hypothetical. Gene Ontology annotation, cellular component: membrane. The record is from RefSeq and is a predicted model, not a curated record. NCBI's taxonomy places the organism in Eukaryota, Fungi, Ascomycota, Eurotiomycetes, Eurotiales, Trichocomaceae. The transcript is spliced from 7 exons. Gene Ontology annotation, molecular function: ATP hydrolysis activity; ATP binding; ABC-type transporter activity. The coding region runs from base 1 to 4698 and encodes 1565 amino acids. Gene Ontology annotation, biological process: transmembrane transport.
AUGCUCUUUAGUCUCAAUCAGACUCCCCUGGCGCAGGAACCGGACACCUACAAUGCGAAAGCUCUCGCUGCGGGUAUUGCGGUCCUGGCUCUGGGCUUGUUCCUCAGUGUGCCCUCCGUAACGGCCAUUGCAUUCCAUUAUCGCCAGCCAAAACCAAAGCCAAGUCUGUAUGAAGACAAAGAUGGAGUUGCAUCUGAAGAGUCAAUGGCUGCAUACUCAGCCAAAACCCCCAAGAUCAUACUGUCGGUCUUCACAAUGGUCGGGUUUGCCGCGGCCACGUUCUUGGCCGUUGUGACUACUCUGCAUCGGAACGAUUAUGCCAUAUUUGUUCAAAACUGGCUGAAUGUCGCUCAAUGGGCUCUCGUUCUCGUUCAGGUGGUAUCCAUAAACAUCGUGCGAGAACCCACCAAGUCCUAUUCACUCGGACUGUACAGCGCGUUGUCCUGCGCCUGUUUGUUCAUGCUUCUUCUUUUCCAAGUUGGAAUACUCGUGCAGAGCCAAUCCCGGCAUCACCAUUCCUGGACAUACUCGGCACAAAUUGCCACCAAGUCCUCACAGUUGGUGGCCACGAUUAUUGCUGCCCUGGCUAGUGUCUCUUUGCCUCGCAGACCGGAUGUCUUUUAUGAUGGCGCUCCUGUUGACAAGAUGUUUACUCAAUCAGCCUUGUACAAAGCUAGCUUUUCCUGGGUCCAAUCCGUCCUCCUGCUUGCAAGGAAGACGGGACAUCUGGAUCUCAAGGACCUGCCAAAAAUGAGUCAUCGUAUUCGUGCCAAAGAUCUUAGCAAGACUUGGGCGGAACAAGAGCGUCCAAGAAGGCUUUGGAUCGAAGUUAUUCUCGCAUACAAGUGGCCACUGAUUACGCAGUGGUCUCUCACCAUAGUCCAGGCAUUCGGUAAUUUCGCCCCUCAAUUCGUCAUUUUUCAGAUACUUAGGAUUUUGGAAAACCGAUUUUAUGGAGAGCAGGUCCCUGCCGAAGCGUGGAUUUGGGUCAUUGUUCUCACUCUCACAACUAUCAGUUCUUCUUGGAUCGAAGCCUGGCUCUAUUGGGUGUCUUGGUCCGAGCUUGGUAUUCCCGUGCGAGCUCAACUUUCGGCACUAAUUUUCCAGAAGUCUAUGCGGCGCAAGGAUGUAAAGGCUGCCUCCAAAGUACUUAAAGUUGAGGAUGGAGAUGCUUCCAGGGACAACGCCGAAUCUGGAGAGGAAGAAGAAGAUGAUAAUCCGAAGGGAAAGCAAUCGACAGUUAACCUCAUCGGUGUGGACACAAAGCGAGUCUCUGACUUUUGUUCUUUCAACAACUAUUUCCCAGGCAGCAUUUCCAAGUUGCUUGUCUCGCUUGCUUUCUUGUGGUCCAUACUUGGAUGGCAAUCCCUGCUUGCUGGGUUCCUGGCCAUGGCGGUCACUAUUCCCAUCAAUAUAUUCUUCAGCAAACGCUACUCGGAUGCUCAGGAUAGAGUUAUGAAAGCUCGAGAUCUCAAGAUGGCUGUGGUGACUGAAGCUCUACAGGGUAUCCGUCAAAUCAAAUUUUCGGCUCUUGAGGCAAAUUGGUACCAUAAGAUUGGCCAAUUCCGAGCGAAGGAGCUUGAGGAGCAGUGGAGCGUCUUCGUUGCCGAUACAUUUUUGCUCUUUUGCUGGAUUUCGAGCCCUAUUCUGCUUUCCGCAGCCUCUCUUGCUGUUUACGCACUGUUAAACGGCACUCUGACUCCAUCUGUUGCAUUUACUGCAAUCGGAGUAUUUGGCAACCUAGAAGUGACCUUGUCUGUUAUUCCAGAAUUGACCGCGGAUCUGAUUGACGCAUACAUCUCUAUUGGACGUAUAGAAAAAUACCUAAACUCACCGGAGAUCACCGCGAUUACAAGCGACGUUUCUAGUAUUUCAUUUGAGAACGCAUCGAUAGCCUGGCCAUCAGACGAAAGCAGUGAUACAGCCGGUGACCGGAGAUAUAUCUUGCGAAACCUCGAUUUGUCUUUCCCGAAGAACGAGCUUAGCGUGGUUAGUGGCAAGACAGGUACUGGCAAGAGUCUCCUCCUGGCCGCUAUCCUUGGUGAAGUCGACAUUCUUUCUGGGAAAAUCAAAGUUCCACACGCGCCAUCUACUCAAGAACGGCAUGACCACUUGGCCACAAAAGACAACUGGAUUAUACCUUCUUCAAUCGCGUUUGUGGCCCAAAUACCUUGGAUUGAGAAUGCCAGCAUCAAAGACAACAUUUUAUUCGGUCUUCCGUUUGAUGAGCAACGAUACAACAAAGUCAUCGAAUCGUGUGCAUUGCGAAAGGAUCUGGAUAUGCUCAGUGAUGGAGAGGAUACAGAAAUCGGUGCCAACGGCAUUAAUCUGAGCGGUGGUCAGCGAUGGAGAGUUACCUUUGCGAGAGCAUUGUAUUCUCGCGCGGGCACCUUGAUCUUGGAUGACAUCUUCAGUGCCGUGGAUGCCCAUGUUGGGCGAUUUAUCUUUGAGAAAGGUCUUACCGGGGAACUCGGUGUCGGUAGAACUCGAAUUCUGGUCACCCAUCACGUUGCUCUCGUCAAGUCAAGGACCAAAUACGUUGUAGAGUUGGGUGAUGGGACUGUCGAAAACGCGGGACUAGUGAAUGAUCUGGAAGAAGCUGGCACAUUGGACAAUAUAGUCAGUCACCAGGAAAGCGAAAGUGAAAUCCAAGAAGAUGAAGAAGCCCCAACAGCUGUCAACUCAGAAGAGUCAUCAGACACCGAGACCAUGGAUCAGCUGAAGAAAGUCAAUUCCAAGCAGUCUCCGAAGAAAUUCGUUGAAGAAGAAGCAAGAGAACGUGGCAGAGUGAAGAUUAAAAUCUUCUUAGCUUACAUGAAAGCUGCUGGCGGGUUCAAGUUCUGGGCUAUGGCUUUACUUGCAUUUGCAACUCUGCAGUGCGUUUCUCUCUGCCGUUCUUGGUGGCUCAAAGUCUGGACGGGUAAUGGGGACGAGGAAUCCAUGGCACACACAGUUGGCUACUCUUUUCACUCCCAAACACUCACGCCUUUCUACACUACCUCAUCAAACUUGUCUGUGCUCUCAGACAAUGCAAAACCGGACUACAGCCUCGGGUUCUACCUGUCAAUUUACGUUGCUCUAUCGGUCAUUGGGGCUAGUGUCGGCACGUUCAAAUACUACUACAUCUAUACCGGAGCGAUUCGUGCCUCUCGAGUUUUGUUCAAUGAUCUGUGUUACACGGUUCUGCGAACGCCUCUGAGAUGGGUCGAUACGGUGCCACUGGGCCGAAUCCUGAAUCGCUUCACUUCCGACUUUGAGGUUAUCGAUGCUCGCCUAUCUGGCGAUAUUUCAGGUGGUUUACAUGACUUUUUACAACUUUGUGGAAUCAUUGCCGCUGGGAUCUUCGUUUCGCCAUACGUCAUCCUACUCUCGGUAAUACUACUUGCUAUUUGCAUCUGGAUUGCAUCGAUAUAUCUGGAUGGCGCCCGCGAGGUAAAACGCCUCGAGUCCACUGUUAAAUCACCUAUCUUCGAGCAGUUUGGCUCCGCACUCACAGGCGUCGGUACAAUCAGAGCUUUCUCCAAAACCGACACAUACAUUACUCGUAUGUACGGCAAACUCGACGACUACAGCACCGCUUUCUGGCAUCUUUGGGCAUUCAAUCGCUGGAUGGGAUUGCGAAUGGCACUCGUUGGCGGCCUCUUCUCUACGAUCGUUGCGUCCAUUAUCCUCGUUGUGCCCUAUAUUGAGGCAUCUCUCGCAGGAUUUGCCUUGUCGUUUGCUUUGAACUAUGGCCUGGACGUCAUUUGGAUCAUCAGACACUACGCAAACUUGGAGCUGGAAAUGAACGCUGUAGAACGUGUUACCGAAUACUCCAAUGUCAAGACUGAAUCUCAGGAUGGUGCCGAUCCACCAGCUGCAUGGCCUAGUGAAGGCCAUCUCGAGGUCAACAACCUAGUUGUGGCCUACGCACCAGACCUCCCACCCGUUCUCAAGGGUCUCACUUUCAGCGUCGAACGCAGUGAACGCAUCGGCGUCGUUGGUCGUACUGGAGCAGGAAAAUCUUCACUCACACUAGCACUCUUCCGUUUCCUCGAAGCGAGUCAAGGAAGCAUCCACAUCGACGGCCUUGACAUCUCGAAAAUCAAACUCCAUGCGCUACGUUCCCGUCUAGCUAUUAUCCCUCAGGAUCCCGUUUUGUUCUCAGGCACGGUCAGAACGAAUCUCGACGCUUUCGAUGAACACACCGAUUCAGAACUCCGUGAUGCUCUUGAACGUGUGCACCUUGUCACCGCUUCUGAAUUUGCGUCAUCGCCCGGUGAACCGUCAAGCAGUGCAAAUGACGGAGCGCAACCAGACAAUCAAAAUAUCAAUCCUUUCGCCUCGCUCAGCUCACCCGUCAGCGAAGGUGGACUAAACCUUUCACAGGGACAGCGUCAACUUCUCUGCCUUGCCCGUGCCAUCGUGUCCCGCCCGAAGAUUGUGGUCCUGGACGAAGCUACCAGUGCAGUUGACAUGGCGACGGAUGCGCUGAUUCAAAGGAGUAUCAGAGAGGAGUUCGGUGAUAGCACACUGAUUGUCAUCGCGCACCGCCUGAGUACGAUUAUUGACUUCGACAAGAUUCUUGUGAUGAACGACGGAAGAGUUGCGGAGUUCGGAACGCCCAAGGAACUGAUACAAAUAGAGGGAGGCAUAUUAAAGAGUAUGGUACAAGAAAGUGGUGAAAAGGAGAAAUUGGAAAAGAUGGUCUUGGGAUAA